GCCUACAUAUGCAUAUAAUUUCUACCAGAAAUAUAAAAGUUUUUAAAGUAAAGGAGUCCUUGGGGAUAAUUAUCUUUAAUGACGCUGAAAAUCGACUUCAGUCUUCUUAACAUACCUCAGUUAUCUUGGCGAAAGCAAUUUAAUUUGAUAAUUUCGUAGGUGUCGAGUAAGUCGUCUAUUAAUAGGAUCUAGCCCCACGGUCUUUAUAUGCCUAAAUAUUUCUAUAAUUGUUGACAACAUUCAAAUUGCACCAAAUGACUAUGUGUGGCACCCUGCGUGUGAAGUCAUUGACUUGUUUGUAUUCGGUCAAUCGUUCAUGACUCGUGUGUAUAUGAGCUUGUUGAACGCAGGAGAACUCUAAACCUAUUGGCUAUUAUAUGAAAUAUAUCGAUUCUACUUGAAAACCCCCUCCAUAUAAUUAUCCCAACGAUGACACAAGUUUUACUGCUGUGUAUUUCCUCUCUUCUGUUCACGCACGUCCAAGGUUAUUCAUUUCGGAGUUUCCUCACAUUCAGCCGAAAUAGCAUUUGUCGAAACGAUAUAUGUCGAAACUAUCGUGAGGUGAUUCCUUCUGUAAUGGAAGGACUAGUACUUUCCUUGAGAGAGUGCCAAAAUCAGUUUAAGAACAGAAGAUGGAAUUGUACUGAGAAGGGAGGCGCUAUUGAAAAGAUCAUAGGCAAAGACAUUCGUGAAUCUGCAUUCAUACUGGCUCUCAAUGCUGCUGGUGUUGCAUAUUCCGUGACUCGCGCAUGCUCAUUGGAUGAUAUAAAAGCGUGCGCCUGUGAUCCAUAUGCAUACAGAGAAGGUAUGAGCCCAUCCUCAAGAACUAUCGCUCAAAAGAGGAUUGUGGAACGAUUCAAAGUGAGUGGCGUGUGUCAAAGAAAUAUAGACUUUGGGGAAAAAAUUUCACGAACAGUGUUCACCGAUAAAUCGGCUGAUCUCGAUGCUCGCACGAAGCUAAUACGGUGGAAUUACGAAGCUGGAAGGAAGGCUUUAAGAAAGAAGAUGCGCGAAACGUGCAAAUGUUUCGGUUACAGUGGGGCAUGCACGCAGAAAGCCUGUUGGUUGAUUAUGCCUCCAUUUAGCCUUGUUGGGAAACUUUUAAAAGAGAAAUUCGAUUCAGCGUCUAAAGUUUCUUUUGGAAAUAAAGGAGAAAACAUUGUUCCCGAGGCUUCGAUGAAGGCACCAACCCCUAACGAUUUGCUGUAUACAAUGGAUGCUCCAUCGUUCUGCGAACCUGACCCCUUCGGCUCAUUUGGAACACGGGGUCGAUACUGCAAUGCUACCUCCAUGGGAACGGAAGGUUGUGACAUUAUGUGUUGCAGUCGAAAUUAUGAAGCGAGAGUUGAGCACGAGGAGAACUAUUGUGAUUGUGUGUUUCGCUGGUGUUGUUCUGUGAAAUGUAAAACUUGUAAAGUGAGAAAGAUAGUUCACAGAUGUUUGUGAAAAGAAUUUCAGAUUUCGUGCAAGUAUGCUGUUUGUACACGUAGGAUAUAUCCUGUUAUGUUUCUACGAUGUGUCCUCAGAGUUGACCAUCGAUUGUGUAUCGUGUGAACCAAUGCUAUAAGCUCUUGUUCUCUUGGAUAUAUAAAGUUAAAGUUUAAAAAACACGUGUUGUUUGAUACAGUUGCAAUGUCACCUAAGGUAACCUGCAGCACCUUUAUCUCUCUAUCGAACACAGAAAAAAGUAUUAUUUUAUCAGAGCUUAUAAAGCCAUUUUAUAUGUUUUCUAUAGAGGUGUUUGUCUAUAUUAAAGAGACUGAGUCUAUAUGUAUAACUUAGCGUGAAAUGCUAUCUUAGAUUGUAUUUUAUAAAAGCUAAUGCUACUGUGGAUUUUCAUUUUAAUCAGUUAAUAAAGCAAAUGCAUUUUGAUUCACUUUCUUGAAACGUCACUCAAUAGUUAUCCAUCGUUUUUACUAACAUCAAAUGUUAUAGCAACUGAUAUAUUUUGAUAUAUUAUCUUAGUCAUAAUUAAGAUAUGAUUAUAUAAUUGCAAGAAUUUUUGUAACGAAAAAAAUUGUUAUGAAAGACAUUAAAAUAUUACUAAACAGCU
This is a messenger RNA of Xenia sp. Carnegie-2017, 2053 nucleotides long. RefSeq names its product protein Wnt-1-like. Lineage: Eukaryota; Metazoa; Cnidaria; Anthozoa; Malacalcyonacea; Xeniidae. Gene Ontology annotation, biological process: multicellular organism development; cell fate commitment; canonical Wnt signaling pathway. Gene Ontology annotation, cellular component: extracellular region. Gene Ontology annotation, molecular function: frizzled binding; cytokine activity. The record is from RefSeq and is a predicted model, not a curated record.